CAAGAUUAUAAUCCGCGUAUAAGAAACUAAGCAUAGUUCUUGCAUCAUCAUCCGGGUGCACCGAUGACGGCGUAUGUGCGCACAUGGCUGGUGAUGGCGGCGCUAGUAUGCACGCUAACCCUGCUGCUGCGCUCAGCGGAUGCGCAGGCGGCCGCCGCUCCAUCGCUGUCAUCGUCAUCACCGGCACAGAAGCCCAAGUGUGUGCCCGGGCCUGCGACACCGUGCCGUGUGGGCGCGUCCAUGCGCGACCCGGAGAACCAGGAGGAGGAGGGGAUGUUCAAUGUGAAGGCGAGGGCACCAAGCGGUGCAGGAGACACAGACAGCGACGAUGACUACAGUGACCCCGACCAGCCCAAAGACCCUGACCAGCCUGACGAUGACGACCUCGUUGUUCUCGGCCACUGAUCGAUACGAUAGACGGGCUGGUCCAGCAUGACCGCUCAUGCUUUCUGCUAGAUUUCUUUUUCAGAUUAGGGAUGAGCUACUGUUACCUUUAUGGGACUACCAUGAAGGCCACGUAGAAUGUGCAAUCUCGCUGUAAGGAUUUGUUGG
Molecule: messenger RNA, 552 nt
Organism: Lolium perenne
Lineage: Eukaryota; Viridiplantae; Streptophyta; Magnoliopsida; Poales; Poaceae
Source: RefSeq, a predicted model, not a curated record